UCGUCAAAUGAUUCGUUUGGGUUCGGUUCGGUGUGGUUCACUUUGGUUAUAAAAGACGAGGGUUCUAUUUCAAAUUUAUGGAGUUGUCAUUGAGCUCGCCAAGGUUCCGAGUCCUUACUGGCUAGUGUUUAAUAAAAGUGAUAAUUAAUACAAGUGAUAAAAAAUCAAUCGUUUCUUUGAAAAGUUAUUUUGCAAGCAUUUCAACAUGCAUUUGCUAUUCAUAGUAUUAGCCUGCAGCACAGUAGCUUUGAGUGCUGCCCAUGAUUGGGGCUACCCAGAUCUGGAUAACAAUCAGGAUGAGCCAUUUCCAAAGUGGGGCGGCCUGUGCGACAAUGGCAAGAAACAGAGUCCCAUCAAUCUACAUGCCAAAGGCGCUCUCAAAGGUGAAUUCGAUCCGCUGAGAUUUGAGAACUACGAUGAGCAUCAAGGUUCACUUCAAAUGAUUAACAAUGGGCACUCAAUUCAACUUUCGGGCUUUGCUCACGAUCUGACUUUAAGUGGAGGCGGUCUUGGCAGUGAUUAUGUUGUGGAACAGAUUCACAUGCAUUGGUGGUCGGAGCACACAAUCAACGAUAUACGUUAUCCCCUCGAAGUGCACAUUGUGCAUCGCAAUACGAUUUAUCCCAACAUUACAAUGGCAGCCAAUUUCAAGGAUGGCAUCACAGUAUUAGCCGUACUUUAUCAUGUGUCCAAUACACCCAACGAGGCCAUCGAUAGCAUCAUCAAGAGUCUGACCGAUAUCAAGAGCUAUGAGAAUAAAAAUCGACCUGUUCAUGUGGCCGACAGUCUGGCAGUUGAUGAUUUGAUACCCAAUGUGGAGACAUAUUUUACCUAUGCCGGUUCCUUGACCACGCCCACCUGUGCCGAGGCCGUCACUUGGAUUGUGCUCACUGAAACCUUUCCAGUUACCCUGGAUCAGGUGAAUGAGUUCAAAGAGAUUGAAUACGACAAGGGAAAGCAAUUGCACAACAAUUAUCGUGAAAUUCAAAGUGAAAACAAUCGUGCGGUGGUUUUAGUACAACAAUUACGAGGUGGAUCAGCUCAAAUUUCCACUUUAGGCCUGAGUCUAACAUUGUUACUCGGACUCGCAGCCCAAAAGAUACAUCUUCUGUAGUUCCCUACAAAGCCAUAACAGCCAUAGAUACACCAAAGAAUACAACAACGAAUUUUAACCGCAAUCUAAACUGAGGAGAGUUAAAGAUUUUUUGUAAGAACGAGAGCAAUGACCAGACCAGACAAUUUAUACAUACUCAUUAUUUGAAAUCAGUGUUUGAAAUUCAAAUAACAAAUUCAACUAGUCAAUUUGUGUGACAUUCAAAGCAUGUGCCUUAAAACACUCACCAUUUAUUCUACGAUACAUAAUUACAUAAUUAAUAAUAAAACUUUUAUAUGAA
Molecule: messenger RNA, 1394 nt
Organism: Drosophila innubila
Lineage: Eukaryota; Metazoa; Arthropoda; Insecta; Diptera; Drosophilidae
Gene: CAH7
Product: carbonic anhydrase 2
Exons: 4
Coding region: 206-1114 (302 amino acids)
Cellular component (GO): cytoplasm
Molecular function (GO): zinc ion binding; carbonate dehydratase activity
Source: RefSeq, a predicted model, not a curated record